Messenger RNA from Prunus mume (Japanese apricot), 1568 nucleotides. The record is from RefSeq and is a predicted model, not a curated record. Lineage: Eukaryota; Viridiplantae; Streptophyta; Magnoliopsida; Rosales; Rosaceae.
AUGGGGAAUGCCCAACAGAGGGAACCUCGACUGCAGUCAUCGUCGCAGGUAAACAGUCAGGUGACUGUUUUGACAUCGCGAGUUGCCGAGCUUGAGGGUCAUAUGUACGAAGUCUACCCUUUCUACCAACAGAACUCCACGUCAGCACCUCAGCCUUCACCGGGGGCUCUACCUCCUCCUCUGCCGCCUAAAGGAAAAAGCAAAAUCCCUACAAUUGUUGCCAUUGUUGUCCCAAUUGCCGUCUCUAUGCUACUUUUUGUUGUGGGCUGCUGUUUCAUUACUAGGAGAGCAAGAAAGAAGCGCAGUGCAGCAGCAGAGGCACCAAGCGGUGAGAAUGACAUUAGUACUAUAGAGUCUUUGCAAUUUGAUUUUAGUACCAUUGUAGCGGCCACGAACAAUUUCUCUGAUGAUAAUAAGUUAGGGGAAGGUGGAUUUGGUCAAGUUUACAAGGGUAUACUUUCAAAUGGUCAAGAAGUAGCUGUGAAGAGGCUUUCAAAGAACUCUGGCCAAGGUGCAGAGGAAUUUAAGAACGAGAUGGUAUUGGUAGCCAAGCUUCAACACAGAAAUCUGGUCAGGCUAUAUGGAUUUUGCUUGGAAGGAGAAGAAAAGAUACUUGUUUAUGAAUAUGUCUCCAACAAAAGCCUUGACUACUUUCUAUUUGACCCUGAGAAACAAGGACAAUUGGAUUGGGCAAGACGUUACAAGAUUAUCGCAGGGAUUGCUCGAGGAAUAAUGUAUCUACAUGAAGAUUCCCGACUUAGAAUUAUACAUCGUGAUCUCAAGGCCAGCAAUAUAUUGUUAGAUGGGGAGAUGCAUCCAAAAAUAUCUGAUUUUGGCAUGGCCAGGAUUUUUGGGGUUGAUCAAACUCAAGCAAACACAAGUAGAAUUGUUGGAACAUAUGGCUAUAUGUCUCCAGAGUAUGCAAUGCAUGGACAAUUUUCUGUCAAGUCCGAUCUAUAUAGUUUUGGUGUUUUACUGCUAGAAAUCAUAAGCGGCAAGAAGAAUAGUUAUUUCUUUCAAACUGAUGCAGCUGAAGACCUCGUGAGCCAUGCUUGGAAACUAUGGAGGGAUGGGACGCCUUUGGAAUUGUUGGAUCCGAGUAUGAGAGAUUCUUAUUCCAGGAGUGAAGUUAUAAGGUGUAUCCAUAUUGGCUUACUUUGUGUUCAGGAAGAUCCAGCGGACAGACCUACAAUGCAAUCCGUAGUUCUCAUGCUUAAUAGCUACUCUGUGACUCUGCCAUUACCUGAACAGCCAGCAUUUUUCCUUCGAAGUCGAACGGAGGGGAACAUGCCAAAGAUAACUUUGGAGUCUGAUCUAUCUGUAAGUAAGUCAACUCCAUCCGUUGAUGAAGCAUCUAUCACUGCAGUAUACCCUCGAUAGCGCGAUAGCGUGAAUGAACAAGAUGUUAUAUCUUGUAUUAUCUGUUUAUACGUACAAUGUGUGGGCCUGUAGCCUCGCUUGGUUGUAUAAAACCGUACUCUUGUAUUAUUGCAGACUAAAAGUCUCAAAACCCUCUGUAGGUGUAAAUAUUGAAAAACUGACGAAAAAGAAAAAGAAAGAAUGCGGUU